AGGAGACACAAACACAAACAGAGCAGCUUUACCAGCCAUAACAGUCAUGAGUUCAGCUCUGUAUCUGAUCCUGCUUUUCUCAGCUCUGUGGACUCUCUCCUUCUGUGGGACUCGUCAGUUUUAUGUGGUGAAUGUAAAUAAGAACUGGACCGACGCUCAGAAAUACUGCAGAGAGAAAUACACUGACCUGGCCACCAUUCAGAGCCAAGAGGAAAUGAACGCUCUAUUAGCUCUUGUCGGUGGGACAGCAGGCUUUUUCUGGAUAGGACUGAGGCAGAAAGUUCAACAGAGCACAACUAGCUGGAUCUGGUCAGAUGGGAGUAACUCCUCGUACAGAUACUGGAACACUGGAGAGCCAAACGGUGGUGUGGGUGAUCUCUGUGUGGAAUUAUCAUAUUACUCUGCAUAUUACCCUGCAUACAGAUGGUAUGAUUCAGACUGCAGUUCUCAAAAAACAUUCAUCUGCUAUAAAGACCUUCCACUCAUCCUGAUUAAGCAGACCAAGACGUGGAGAGAAGCUCUGAGAUACUGCAGAGAGAAUCAUGUGGAUCUCGUUUCUGUUCACACUGAGAAAAUUCAGAAUUGGGUGGAAACAGCUGUUUAUUAUGCCUCCACUGCUAAUGUGUGGAUGGGUCUGCGUCACACCUGUGCUCAGAGCUUCUGGUUCUGGGUGAGUGGAUCGGCUAUAUGUUACCAGAACUGGGCUCCGGGGAACGGGACAGGGGUGGAAGACUGCAGUGGAGGAGAAAGAUCAGGAGCGGUGCAGUCUGGAAGUAAGAAGUGGGUCAGUCUGCCAGAGAAUCAGAGACUCAACUUCAUCUGCACCACCUCUGAGGAGCUUUAGAGGAUUCAGGCAGCCACAUAUGAAGCUGGAUCUACAUACUUUACUCCACAGUGGACUUUUUACUGAAUUUGUCUGCUUUCUGUGAUAUGUUAGCACAUUCAUUAAAUCCAUAAACAAUCCAUAAAAAAUCUUUUCAAAAACAUCCUAAUAUUUAGCAGCUUCACAAAUCUCUUAACG
Colossoma macropomum (tambaqui) is the source of this 1021-nucleotide messenger RNA. RefSeq names its product macrophage mannose receptor 1-like. The record is from RefSeq and is a predicted model, not a curated record. The coding region runs from base 47 to 844 and encodes 265 amino acids. The transcript is spliced from 6 exons. Lineage: Eukaryota; Metazoa; Chordata; Actinopteri; Characiformes; Serrasalmidae.